AUGGCGAAGUACGGCGAAGGCGACAAGCGCUGGAUCGUAGAGGAGAGAACCGACGGGACCAACGUCCACAACUGGCACUGGGCCGAGACCGAUUGCCUCGAAUGGUCACGCAACCUACUCACAAAGCUCCUCUCCGACCAAAUCAUCCUCAACGGCGAAGGCGAUCUCUUCAUCAAAAUCAAGAAGGUCGAGAAAGUCGACGGCGAAGCCUAUGUCAACAUCAGAAAAGGAAAGAUCAUACCCGGGUACGAAAUUAGCGUUUCAAUUUCCUGGGAAGGUGAAGCCACAGAUGUUGAAGGUAAAUCACUGCUCAAAGCCGAUGGAAACGUUGAAAUUCCAUAUAUCGCGGAUGAGAAUGCCGAUGAAGAUCCGGAAAUCAGAGUAACGGUUAAGGAUGAAGGACCAAUUGGGAAGAGAUUGAAGGAAGCUUUUUUGGCUAAGGGAAAACCCUUUGUUUUGGAUCAAAUUAGAGUUUAUGUAAGUGCAAUGGCGAAAGGAGGGCCUGCUAAAGAAGAUUUGGAGGUGAAGAAACCCAAUUCGACCCCGAAAAAAGUGUUGCCGGUGGCCGGGACAGCAGCACCGGCUCCGGCAGUGGUGGAGGAGAAGAAGGAGAAGAGGAAGGAGGGGUUCAAGACUAUAACGAUGACAGAGAAGUUUAGUUGUAGAGCAAAGGAUAUGUUUGAGAUACUGAUGGAUGAGAAUAGGUGGAAGGGGUUCACGCAGAGUAAUGCGAGGAUAAGUAAGGAGGUUGGUGGGGAGUUUAGUAUAUUUGAUGGAUCGGUGACAGGGACCAAUGUGGAGUUGCAGGAAGGGAAGUUGAUUGUGCAGAAGUGGAGGUUUGGCAGCUGGCCUGAUGGCAUUCACUCUAUGGUAAAAAUAUUGACUUUUUUUUUUCCAUUUUUUUGUACGAAUUUGUGGACUCUGUCUAAUUGCUUGCUGAAAGCUAAUAUAAUAGCAGUUUGUUCUGCUAAGAUGCCUUCUGGAAUGCGCUUGUAUUCUAGAUUGGCGAUGACAGAUGGUUAUAGAACUGGCGUUUAUGCCUACACAUACAUGCUAAAAGUCCGCAUGGAUGUGCGGCUAACACUUGAUGAGCCUGAACCUGGGGUCACCAGUAUUAAGCUGACACAUACUGAUGUUCCAGAGGAGGACAGAUAUGGGAAUGCAACAGUGGUGGACAAUACUGAGAGGGGAUGGCGGGAUCUUAUUUUCAACAAGAUACGGGCAGUUUUUGGCUUUGGCAUAUGA
Messenger RNA from Ilex paraguariensis (yerba mate), 1245 nucleotides. Lineage: Eukaryota; Viridiplantae; Streptophyta; Magnoliopsida; Aquifoliales; Aquifoliaceae. The record is from the annotation of a GenBank genome assembly.